AUGGCUGGAGGUGUCGUUCUUGAGGGCACGACCGACGUCGGUCGGGUCGAAGCCCCUGUGACCGUAAAGGCUUACCUUAUCUGCGCCUUUGCUGCCUUUGGUGGUAUCUUCUUCGGUUAUGAUACUGGUUGGAUGAGUGGUGUCAUGGCCAUGCCCUACUUCAUCUCGCUCUACACCGGCAUCCCAUACGACUAUGCCACUUCAUCUCCCAUCGGUGUCGAUGCCUCAGCUUUUGUCCUCCCCACGUCCCAACAAUCCUUGUUCACUUCGAUGCUUUCUUGCGGUACCUUUUUUGGCGCUCUGAUUGGUGGUGAUAUUGCAGACUUCAUUGGUCGUCGCCCCACUAUCAUUGCCGGUUGCUUCGUUUUCACGGUCGGCUGCAUUAUGCAGAUUGCUUCUACCAGCCAGGAGGCUCUCUUCGUCAUCGGUCGUCUUAUUGCCGGUGCCGGUGUUGGUUUCAUCUCGGCUGUUGUUAUUCUCUACAUGUCCGAGAUUGCUCCCAAGAAGGUCCGUGGAGCCAUGGUCUCUGGUUACCAAUUCUGCAUCACCAUUGGUAUCCUGAUUGCCAACUGCGUCGUCUACGCCACUCAGGGCCGCCCCGACAGUGGUUCUUAUCGUAUUCCUAUCGGUGUUCAGUUCCUCUGGGCCAUAAUUUUGGGCAUCGGUCUGUUCAUCCUCCCAGAAUCGCCUCGUUAUUUUGUCAAGAGGGGCCAGCUUGAGAAGGCCGCCAAAGCUCUCGCUUAUGUUCGUGGCCAACCCGAGGACUCCGAUUUUAUCAAAGAUGAGCUUGCUGAAAUCGUCGCAAACAACGAGUACGAGCUUUCCGUCAUUCCCCAGACAAGUUAUGUCGGCUCUUGGUUGGCUUGCUUCAAGGGAUCGUUAUCCCGUGGUAACAGCCCCAUCCGUCGUACUAUUCUUGGUACCGGUAUGCAGAUGAUGCAGCAGCUUACCGGUAUCAACUUCAUUUUUUAUUUCGGCCCUGUGUUCUUUAAGCAGCUGGGAACGAUCAAGGAUGUCUUCUUGAUUUCCAUGAUUACCACCCUCGUCAACUGCUUGUCAACUCCUAUCGCUUUCUUCCUGAUUGAAAGGCUUGGUCGUCGUGCCUUGCUCAUUGGCGGUGGUACUGGUAUGAUUAUCUCUCAGUUCAUCGUCGGUGCCCUGGGCGUCACUGUCGGCCGCCAGGAGGCAAACAACACCUCUGCCGUUAGUGCCAUGAUUGCGUUUAUCUGCAUCAACAUCUCUUUCUUCGCCGUCACGUGGGGUCCUACCGCCUGGGUCAUUGUCGGAGAGAUCUUCCCUCUGCCCAUUAGAUCCCGUGGUGUUGGCGUUUCCACAGCCUCGAACUGGUUCUGGAACACUAUUAUUGCUGUUAUCACUCCCUACCUCGUCGGUGAAGACAAGGCUGCUCUUGGACCUAAGGUGUUCUUCCUGUGGGGAUCGCUUUGCUGUCUCUCGGUCACCUUUGCCUACUUCCUUGUUCCUGAACUCAAGGGACUUAGCUUGGAACAGGCCGAUCAAUUGAUGAACGAAGUUUCUCCCCGAAAGUCUGCUGCGUGGAAGCCUACAGAGACCUUCGCUGCCAAGAUGAAUCACGUUCAUGCUGAGAAACCUAUCGCCAGCACUACCGAGGCUCAUAUCGGCGACGACAAGGUCUAA
This is a messenger RNA of Truncatella angustata, 1656 nucleotides long. RefSeq names its product general substrate transporter. Gene Ontology annotation, molecular function: carbohydrate:proton symporter activity. The transcript is spliced from 4 exons. Gene Ontology annotation, biological process: carbohydrate transport; transmembrane transport. Bases 1 to 1656 code for a protein of 551 amino acids. The record is from RefSeq and is a predicted model, not a curated record. NCBI's taxonomy places the organism in Eukaryota, Fungi, Ascomycota, Sordariomycetes, Amphisphaeriales, Sporocadaceae. Gene Ontology annotation, cellular component: membrane.